This is a messenger RNA of Mytilus trossulus (common blue mussel), 2536 nucleotides long. RefSeq names its product 2'-5'-oligoadenylate synthase 3-like. Lineage: Eukaryota; Metazoa; Mollusca; Bivalvia; Mytilida; Mytilidae. The transcript is spliced from 15 exons. Bases 345 to 2468 code for a protein of 707 amino acids. The record is from RefSeq and is a predicted model, not a curated record. Gene Ontology annotation, molecular function: double-stranded RNA binding; 2'-5'-oligoadenylate synthetase activity. Gene Ontology annotation, biological process: regulation of ribonuclease activity. Gene Ontology annotation, cellular component: membrane; cytosol; nucleoplasm.
UAAGCAUGUAUAUAUAAUAUACGACAACAGGAGCUAACACACAAUAAACAAUCAUGCACGUGAUUCUCGUGACACAUUCAUGUGUAUAUAUAUACAGUCAGUCUAUCAUUUGGAUUUAACACAAUGUCAUGAUUAUAGUAUCAUACUUCAAUAAUGGUGAAAAGCAUGCUGGACAUUUCCCGCGCAAAUGUGUGUGAUCAAGGUUAACGUAUUGGCACCUCCACAAACAACAACUGCACGCAUAGUGGAAUGGAAUGUCUUCAGCUUAUUUGAAAGAUACAGAAAACAGAUAAAUUACCAGAGAUAUCAGCAAGAAAAUAAAAGAUCCACAUUGAACGGUUGAAAUGGCAGAGUAUUUUCCUGGACUUGGUUUUGGAGAAACGUUAGAGAAGUUCUUAGACCGGAAAGUUCGACCUGAUACUUUGUUUUUAAAUAGUUGUGGUGAAGUUAUAAACACAGUUGUUCGUCUGAUACAUCAACACCCACUUUAUAGCAUCAAAGAAGUUAUUAAGGGAGGUUCACUUGGAAAGGGCACGGCAGUAAAGGACCACUCAGAUGUCGACCUUUUGGUAGUAAUCAACAAUUUUAGAAAAAUAGAUGAUUUACGUGAACAGUUACCAAACAUAAUUUCUAGCUUUGCAGAGUAUUUACUUGCUGCAGUGAGAGGGGAAACCGUAAGAAUUAAGAUUACGAAACAGGCUCUACAUACCCUUCAAUUUGAAGUCUGUUGUGUUGAAGACGGAGAUUGGUUUGAUGUAGACUUUCUGCCUAUAAUUGACGUCAUAAAUCCAUUAGAUGUUCGUAGAAGUUUAGAGAUAGUAUACAAUAAGAUGGAAGAAGAAUAUCAUAACAGAAACUAUUAUGCUAAAUGUGUGGCAAGGCAACAAGUUGAUUUCGUGAAACGUGUACCUUCUAGAGUUAAAGAUUUAAUACGUUUGUUUAAGUACUGGAACUAUACCAACUAUGAUGACUUGUCAUCGUUUUGUAUUGAGUUAUUGGUGAUACAUAUAUGGCAAAAAAAGGGUAGCCCAAACAACUUUGAGAUGGCACCUAUGAUUUAUGACGUUGCCUAUCAGAUUUCGUUUUUUAAGGAAACAACUAUCGCAUUUGAUGAUUUUUAUAGUUCUGGCAACUUUAUUACAAAAUUAGAGAGAUCACCUCCUUACGUUUUGGAUCCAGCAAACCCAUUUUAUAACGCUACAUCUGAGAUGGGUGUCAAUGGAGACUAUAGUCAAGUUGAAGAGAGAGGCCGUAUGCUAUUGGAUAAUUUGGGGCAUGCAAUGGCAGAACAUUUUCCUGGAAUGUGUAUUGGAGAAACGCUAGAGAAGUUUUUAGACCGGAAAGUUCGACCUGAUACAAGCUUUUUAAACAGUUGCAGAGAGGUCAUCAAUACAGUUGUUUAUCUUAUACAUCAACACCCAGAUUUUAGCAUCAAAGAAGUUAUUAAGGGAGGAUCUCUUGGAAAAGGCACAGCAGUAAGGGGUCAUUCAGAUGUAGAUCUACUGGUAGUUGUCAAUAAUUAUCGAAAUGUCAAUGAUUUGCGUGACAAUAUGAAAGGAAUACUAUCUAGUUUCAAUCGUUACCUGCUUGCAGCGGUUAAAAAUGAAAGCAUUGAAAUAGCGAUCAUAGAUCAGACUCCCUUUACACUCCGAUUUAAAUUAUGUUGUGCUGACAGAGAUUGCUGGUUUGAUGUAGAUUUACUUCCAGUCAUUAACGUCGUAGAUCCAUCAAAUGUUUGUAGAAGUUUACAGAUGGUAUAUGAUAUGAUGGAUAAAGAGAGUUAUAACAAAGAUUAUUAUUCUAAAUGUUUGGCGAAACAACAAGUUGACUUUGUGAAACGUGUACCAUCUAGAGCAAAAGAUGUAAUUCGCCUGUUAAAGUACUGGAAUUACAACGAAAAUGUUGGUCUGUCAUCGUUUUGUAUUGAAUUGAUGGUAAUUCACGUUUGGCAAAAGAAAGACAGUCCGGACAAUUUUGAUUUACAACCUAUGAUUUAUGACGUUGUGUAUUUGAUAUCUUUUUUCAAAGAAACAACAAUCACAUUCAAUGAUUACUAUAAACCUGACCACUUUACAACAAAAUUGACACCUCCUUAUAUUUUGGAUCCGGCGAAUCCAUUCAACGACGCAGCACCUCACAAGAGCGUCAAAGGUGACUAUAGUCGAAUUCAAGAGAGAGGACAAAAGUUGUUGGAUAAUUUAAGACCAGGUUCAAAAGAGUUAGUACAAGCAGUAACAAUAAGAGAACCAACGACAACAAGGCUAAAUUCAAAACUCCACGACAGAGACGAUUUGUUUAGCAGUAGACAUCGUAAGGAUGACAGUAUCUCUAUUGUACCAAAAGCAACACCUGGAAGAUCGGGAUUAUGGACUGCCUUGGGUGUUGGAGCUGCAAUUACUGGAGGAUUAUUAGCCGCGUUUGCUAUUCACAAAAUUACUACAAAAGAGGAUGAAUCAGACUCAGAAUAAUACAUCAACUUUCUAAACAAACAUGUAGCUAACUUAAUAUAAGUAACAUUAAAGAUAGUGUUGAUCAG